AUGACACGCGACUCAACAGCCACAUACCUGCACAUGCACGCGUCGCACCACGCCGACCUCCUCGAACAAUUCACAAACCUAACCUCCUCCCAGCUCUCCCCAGAAGACAUAUACAUCCCCCCACACCUACAGCCUGUCAAUCCAGAAGACGAAGACGACGUUGUGCCAGACCAGCACGCUGCAUUCGGGAUCCAGCGCGCGACGCAGGCCAAGAAGGAGCCGACGUGGCGGGAUCUGGGGCUGGACGAUUUGCUGAGGAGGGGACCUGCGGGAGAGGCGAGGAGCGGUGGUGCGGCGGGGGUUGCGAGCGGUGGUGCAAGUGAGGAGCCCGUGAGAUUGGCGUUGGCGAGACAGCCGGGGCCGAGGUCCGGGGUGAGGAUGGCGCAGAGCGGUGCUGGGGUGAGUAGUGCGGGUGGCAGUGCUGGGAAUGGGCUACCGCGCUGA
Messenger RNA from Bipolaris maydis ATCC 48331, 444 nucleotides. Its product is annotated as Apc13p protein-domain-containing protein. The record is from RefSeq and is a predicted model, not a curated record. Gene Ontology annotation, cellular component: anaphase-promoting complex. Lineage: Eukaryota; Fungi; Ascomycota; Dothideomycetes; Pleosporales; Pleosporaceae.